UCGACGCCGACGCCGCGCCGAUGCUCUCCGCGCGCCUCGUCGUCGCUCGACGGCGCCCUCUAUCGGUACGACGACGGCGUCCUCGAGGCGGUUCCGUUCGACGCGGACUCGCUGCUCGCGCGCUCGUUCCGCGUCGACGACGACACGGUCGUCGUCGGAGGUCGCGAGACGGUGACGGCGUGGGGGUCGGGUCACGACGAGGACGUCGUCGUCGUGCGGCGGACGACGCGCACGGUCAGGUCGGUCGCGGCGCGCUCUGGUGUCGAGAACUGGAACUUCAGCGUCGCGCAGGCGGAGCUGAGCGUGCACGAGCGGCCGCGGCGGACGCGUGCGGAGACGAGGAGGAGGAGGCGGUUGCCGUCGGUGGGGGUGCCGGAUGGCACGGUGAUGGCGGUGGACGGCGCAGCAGCAGUGCUGUGGUCGCACAAGUUUGACGCGCCCGUCGCGCACGCGUGGAGCGUCGUCGACGGCGAGGCGGAAGAGAUAAGUCUGUUUGACUAUCACCACGUCCCCGCGCUGCACGCCGCGCACGAACGACUCGAGUACUCGCGCGCUCUCCCCAUGCUCUACAUGGGCAUGCACCGUGAACAGGUGUACGUGCAGCCGUCUGUCAACCAGGAGAGCGGCAGCGGCAACGAGCUCGUCCCGCGCGUGAACUGGAAGCCAUACGUCGCGACGUCACCAUCCCGCACGCAGCUCCUCAUCCCGGCAGCCGGCGACUGCGCCGCGACGAACGGGGAUGCUUCCCGCGCGCUCUCUCUCCCGAAGCACUUCGACGGGUACCCGUUCGACGUCGGCAUCUACCUCUUCGAUCGGAGCGCGCGCCCGCUCGUCGUGCUGCCCUCUGGCGGCGGCGACGACGGGUUCGGGAUCGCGGCGUCGCUGUGGAGCUGGUGGCGGGAGGUGGCAGCGAUCAGCGUUACCACGGCGAUCGCGUUCCACUUGUUUGUGACGCGCUGCUGGCACCGCGGAAAGUACCGGAGGCUGCGCGACGAGAUAGAGAAGCUGAGGGAGCGAUCGGGAUGCGGGCUGUCCGAGGUCGCCGUGGAGACGGCGUCCGCGGCGACGACACCGACGACGCCGAGCUACUCGACCGGCUACAGCGUGAACACGACGGAUUCUCAGGAGUUUGUGUCGCGGUACCAGGAGGACUUUACACAGGUGGCGUGUCUGGGCCGCGGAGGUUUCGGCGUCGUCUUCGAGGCGCGUAACAAACUCGACGACUGCUCUUACGCCGUCAAGCGCAUCUCGGUGCCGAACCGGCCCGGGGCGCGCACGCGGGUCAUGCGCGAGGUCAAGGCCCUGGCCAAGCUCGACCACGUCGGCAUCGUCCGCUACUACCAGGCGUGGUCGGAGCUGCCGCCGCCGCGCUGGCAGCGUGAGCGGGACCGCGAGCUCGGCACGUCGUCGCACUGCAGCUCCCCCUACACGUCGAAGGCGUCGUCGCCGCCGCGCGGUGGCUCCCCCUACACGUCGAAGGCGUCGUCGCCGCCGCGCGGUGGCUCCCCCUACACGUCGAAGGCGUCGUCGCCGCCGCGCGGUGGCUCCCCCUACAUGCCACAGGCGUCGUCGCCGCCGCGUGUUGCCUCCCCUUACGCGUCGAAUGCGUCGCCGGUGUGCGGUGGCUCCCCCUAUGCAUCGAAUGCUUCGCCGGUGUACGGUGGCUCCCCCUACGACUCGAUGGCAGCAGACAACAACAAUGGGUCGCUGCGCGCACGGCGCGCGCCCGCUCGCAUGGCCUCGGUGCCUGAGACGGACGAGACGGGGAAGGCGAGACGGCGUUCGCGCCGCGAGGCGUGGCACGAGGCGUCGUACCGGCGAGACGCCGCCGCCGAGACGAGCGACUCGUUCAUCCGCUUCGAGGACUCGCGUCUCGCGGCGGUCGCCCCCGACGACGGCUUCGCCUCGAGCUCGGCCCACAGCGACAGCAGCUUCCGCGACGACUUCGUCGCCGGCGCAACGCAUCCCCGGCGCGCGGCGACGACUCCGACACGGACAGCAGCUUCCAAGUGGAUUUCGCCGCGGGCGACGACGACUACGAACCCGACCCCCCCGUCUCGAUACACGAGCGGGAUGAGCGGCGGCCCCCGUCCCGAGACGCGAUCGCGAGCAAGCCAGCACAGCCCAGCCCUCUUCCUCUACAUCCAGAUGCACUGCUGCCGCGUGAGAGCCUCCGCGAUAUCGUGGACGCGCGUUCGCUACGUGCACGCGUCGGACUCAUGCCACCGACGACUCAAGCCCAACAUCUUCUUCUCGCUCAGACUCGUCAAGAUCGGCGACUUCGGCCUCGCGACCGCGCUCGCGAUAACACGACAACGCCGCUACGACCGCGCCCCCUCGCGCGCCGCCACACGGACAAUGUGGACGCAGCUGUACAUGAGUCCCGAGCUCACGGACGAGACGGGGAAGGCGAGACGGCGUUCGCGCCGCGAGGCGUGGCACGAGGCGUCGUGCCGGCGAGACGCCGCCGCCGAGACGAGCGACUCGUUCGUCCGCUUCGAGGACUCGCGUCUCGCGGCGGUCGCGCGGAAGCUGCUGUCGCUGUGGGCCGAGCUCGAGGCGAAGCCGUCGUCGGGGGGCCGGCGACGAAGUCGUAUGCGUUGCCCCCUGCGCGCGGCGGACGACUCCGACACGGACAGCAGCUUCCAAGUGGAUUUCGCCGCGGGCGACGACGACGACUACGAACCCGACCCCUCCGUCUCGAUGCACGAGCGGGAUGAGGCGGCGGCCCCCGUCCCGAGACGCGAUCGCGACCAGCCACUCGCGCAGGCUCUCACGCCGGCACAGCUGCAUCUGGAUGUAGAGGAAGAGCGGCUGCUGCGCUGCUGCUGCCCCGCACGCGUGCACGUAGCGAACCGCGUCGACGAUCUGCGCGAAGAUCCAGAGACACUCGCCGUGGUCGCGCGCGCGUCCGUCGUCUGGCCGAAGUCGCCGAUCUUGACGAGUCCGUCGAGCGAGAAGAAGAUGUUGGAGGGCUUGAGGUCGCGGUGCAUGAGUGUGGGCACGCAGCUGUACAUGAGUCCCGAGCUCGUCAGCGGGCGCGUAUACUCGCACAAGGUCGACGUCUUCUCGCUCGGACUCGUCCUGCUCGAGCUGCUCACGUCGUUCUCGACGCAGAUGGAGCGCGCGCGCGUUCUCGGCGACGCGAAGCGGCUGCUGCUGCCGGCGGACGUGGAGCGGGAGCGGCCGGCCGAGGCUGCGCUCGUGCGCCGCAUGCUCGCGUCCGCGCCCGAGCAGCGGCCGUCGGCGGCCGACGUCCGCGACAGCCCGGUGCUGCGCGACGCCGGCGCCCCCUCGCGGCAGCCGCCGACGCGGGAUCGCCGCGCGACGUUUGCGGCGGGUGCGCGCGAGGUGUCGUCGCGCGGUCCCGUUACCGCGGCGAUGGCGGCGAAGGCGCGCUCGCGCACGCUGUCUAACAGGGGCGGGUCGAGCGAACGCAGCGGCAGACGACACUCCUUGUGA
This is a messenger RNA of Priapulus caudatus, 3462 nucleotides long. RefSeq names its product eukaryotic translation initiation factor 2-alpha kinase 3-like. NCBI's taxonomy places the organism in Eukaryota, Metazoa, Priapulida, Priapulimorpha, Priapulimorphida, Priapulidae. Gene Ontology annotation, biological process: protein phosphorylation. The record is from RefSeq and is a predicted model, not a curated record. Gene Ontology annotation, molecular function: protein kinase activity; ATP binding.